UCUACGUGUCGUCACGGAUCUCCACUGCUGAGGGAGGCGGGCUGUGUCGGGCUGAGGAGCCGCAGCCAGAGCGGCUGUGAUGCCUGCUUCGUGCUGCGCCAAUGUCGCUCGCUCCUCGGAAAAGGCUCGCAACAUAAAGGCCGCACUCACAGCUUUUACUCGGGGUUUUAUUCCGCGUUCACCGGGGAGCGAUAGGACAGCUCUUUGCCUGGUUAGCUAAGCCAGCGGCGGCCGUUAUGCAGGUGGUCGGGCGCCGAGGCGUCGAGCCCGCACACAAACCCUCCCCCCGUCCGGGGCAUGGCUCUGGCUCUGGGUCUGGUUCUGGUUCUGGCUCCGGCUCGGAUAAUGGAGAGAAGCGAAAGCACAGAAGAAGAGGGAGGAGGGGGAGAAGACGACGGGGCAAAAAAGCAAACGAGCCGCCGCCGUUUUUACCGCCGGAGGCGGAGGAGGGCAACAUUGAGUACAAGUUGAAGCUGGUGAACCCAACGCAGUACAGGUUCGAGCAUCUGGCCACGCAGCUGAAGUGGCGUCUGCAGGAGGGUCGUGGGGAGGCGGUCUAUCAGAUCGGGGUGGAGGACAACGGCCUGAUGGUGGGACUCACCGAGGAGGACAUGAAGGCCUCGCUGAAGACCCUGCGAAGGAUGGCUGAGAAGGUCGGUGCUGACAUCACGCUCUUGAGAGAGAGGGAGGUGGACUACGAGCUGGACCGAUCCCGUCGGAAAAUAGCCGAGGUCCUCGUGCGGAAAGUUCCCGAUGACCAGCAGUUUCUGGACCUGCGUGUGGCCGUGCUGGGCAACGUGGACUCAGGGAAGUCCACUCUCCUGGGCGUUCUGACCCAGGGCGAGCUGGAUAAUGGGCGUGGCCGAGCGAGACUCAACCUGUUUAGGCACCUUCACGAGAUUCAGACCGGCCGCACCUCCAGCAUCAGCUUCGAAAUCCUCGGCUUCAACAGCAAAGGAGAGGUGGUGAACUACAGUGAGUCCCGCACGGCUGAGGAAAUCUGUGAGAGUUCAUCUAAAAUGAUCACCUUUAUUGACCUGGCUGGUCACUAUAAGUACCUGAAGACCACCAUCUUUGGCCUGACCAGCUACUGCCCCGAUUUUGCCAUGUUGGUAGUGGGAGCCAACACAGGCAUCGCGGGCACCACACGGGAGCACCUGGGCCUGGCCAUGGCGCUGAAGGUGCCCAUCUUCAUUGUAGUGAGUAAAGUGGACUUGUGCAGCAGUGGGACGGUGGAGAAAACUGUCCGGCAACUGGAGAGAGUGCUCAAACAGCCCGGCUGCAACAAGGUGCCCAUGCUGGUCACCAGCCCUGAUGACGCUGUAACCGCCGCCCAGCAGUUUGCUCAGUCUGCAAGCAUCACUCCCAUCUUCACACUAUCCAGUGUGUCUGGGGAGAACCUGGACCUGCUGAAGGUCUUCUUCAACAUCCUGCCUCCACUCAGCAACAGCAAGGAGCAGGAGGAGCUCAUGCAGCAGCUCACAGAGUUCCAGGUUGAUGAGAUCUACAGCGUGCCAGACGUAGGAACAGUGGUUGGAGGAACCCUCUACAGUGGUGUAUGUCGUGAGGGGGACCGUCUUGUGGUCGGCCCCACAGACGAGGGGAAGUUUCUGCGGUUGAAGGUGUGCAGCAUGCAGAGGAACCGCUCGGCCUGCCGCGUGCUCAGAGCCGGACAGGCCGCGACACUCGCAUUGGGCAACUUUGAUCGCUCGCUGCUACGCAAGGGUAUGGUGAUGGUCAGUCCGAAGAUGAACCCCACCAUCUGCUGGCAGUUUGAGGCAGCCAUCGUCCUGCUCUUCCACGCCAAGACAUUCCGCCGUGGCUUCCAGGUCACGGUGCACGUGGGCAAUGUCCGGCAGACGGCCACGGUGGAGUGCCUACUGGGGAAGGAGGAGCUGCGGACGGGCGAGAGGGCCGUGGUGUGUUUCCGCUUCAUGAAGCACCCGGAGUACCUGCGUGUCGGAGCCAAGCUGCUGUUCCGAGAGGGCGUGACCAAAGGCAUCGGUCAUGUGACCCACCUGCUGCCCACGUCUCAGAACCACGGCCAGGACCAGAACCACAAACCCCACCAGAACCACAACUAGAGAGACGGCAGUACAGAGAGAGAGCGAGGGGGAGGAAAGACUGUGUAUGUGAGAGACGGUGGUUUGUGUAUGUGGCCUUUUCUUUUCCCACAGAUGAGCAAAAGGACAUUUUCGCACCUCAGUCACAGAUUCGGUGGCAUCGCCUGCCGCUUUGCUUUAGCUGGAAAGACGGAGAUGUUACGAGGAUGAAACGGUAUGACGUGUGUGAGAAGAGAAAUGAAGCUCAGAGAUUCUCUCUUA
Pygocentrus nattereri (red-bellied piranha) is the source of this 2324-nucleotide messenger RNA. RefSeq names its product GTP binding protein 2b (gene gtpbp2b). Gene Ontology annotation, molecular function: translation elongation factor activity; GTPase activity; GTP binding. The record is from RefSeq and is a predicted model, not a curated record. Bases 237 to 2084 code for a protein of 615 amino acids. The transcript has 12 exons. Gene Ontology annotation, biological process: translational elongation. Lineage: Eukaryota; Metazoa; Chordata; Actinopteri; Characiformes; Serrasalmidae.